Nematolebias whitei (Rio pearlfish) is the source of this 1415-nucleotide messenger RNA. RefSeq names its product SWI/SNF related, matrix associated, actin dependent regulator of chromatin, subfamily b, member 1a (gene smarcb1a). Gene Ontology annotation, cellular component: nucleus; nuclear chromosome. Gene Ontology annotation, biological process: chromatin remodeling; regulation of transcription by RNA polymerase II. Bases 73 to 1194 code for a protein of 373 amino acids. The record is from RefSeq and is a predicted model, not a curated record. Lineage: Eukaryota; Metazoa; Chordata; Actinopteri; Cyprinodontiformes; Rivulidae. The transcript has 9 exons. Gene Ontology annotation, molecular function: transcription coregulator activity.
AAAAAAAUCAGGCGACGGGUUUUGCUGUUCGCGCUUGCGCAGUAGCACGGAGCUUUGUUAUUUCCUUUCGUUAUGGCGCUGAGCAAAACGUUUGGACAAAAACCGGUCAAAUUUCAGCUUGAGGAGGAUGGAGAUUUUUAUAUGAUUGGUUCCGAGGUGGGGAACUACCUCCGUAUGUUCAGAGGCUCCUUGUAUAAACGGUACCCGUCGCUAUGGAGAAAACUGGCAACGGUGGAAGAAAGGAAGAAAAUAGUGGAGUCCUCGCACGAUCAUGGUUACACUCAGCUUGCCACCAGUGUGACGCUGCUGAAAGCCUCGGAGGUUGAGGAGAUCCUUGAAGGAAACGAUGAGAAGUACAAAGCUGUCUCCAUCAGCACUGAGCCCCCCGCCUACCUCAGGGAACAGAAGGCAAAGAGGAACAGUCAGUGGGUUCCCACGCUGCCCAACAGUUCCCACCACCUGGACGCAGUGCCCUGCUCCACCACCAUCAACCGCAGUCGACUGGGCCGGGACAAGAAGAGGACCUUCCCUCUAUGCUUUGACGAUCAUGAUCCUGCAGUAAUCCAUGAAAACGCCACCCAGCCUGAAGUUCUCGUUCCGAUUCGACUGGACAUGGAGAUCGAGGGUCAGAAGCUCCGAGACGCUUUCACCUGGAAUAUGAACGAGAAGCUCAUGACGCCUGAGAUGUUCUCUGAAAUUCUGUGUGACGAUCUGGACCUGAACCCGCUGGCCUUCGUCCCUGCCAUCGCCUCCGCCAUCCGACAGCAGAUCGAAUCAUACCCGACAGACAGCAUCCUGGAGGAGCAGACGGACCAGAGGGUGAUCAUCAAGCUGAACAUCCACGUGGGGAACAUCUCUUUGGUGGACCAGUUUGAGUGGGACAUGUCAGAGAGGGAGAACUCUCCGGAGAAGUUUGCCCUGAAGCUUUGCUCCGAGCUCGGCCUGGGCGGGGAGUUCGUCACCACCAUCGCCUACAGCAUCCGAGGUCAGCUGAGCUGGCACCAGAGGACGUACGCCUUCAGCGAGAACCCUCUGCCCACGGUGGAGAUCGCCAUCAGAAACACAGGUGACGCAGACCAGUGGUGCCCCCUGCUGGAGACCCUGACAGACGCAGAGAUGGAGAAGAAGAUCAGAGACCAGGACCGAAACACGAGGCGGAUGAGGCGUCUGGCGAACACGGCACCAGCGUGGUAGAAAGUCUGCGCCCCUGCAGGAUAGUGGCUCGUGCUGAUGAUGGUUCGAAGCGGCAGCAGAGGCUCCUCCUCCUCCCCGGGCCGGACGCCGAUCUCCCCAACUCCAUUUUAUUUUUAUUAGAUUUGGUUUGUCGACGGCUCGUUGGGCCCUGGUUCACGUGACCCUCAGAGAAGCUGCUCUCAUUGACCACUGACUUUUACCACAGAGGGGAAACGCCAAUC